Molecule: messenger RNA, 852 nt
Organism: Magnolia sinica
Lineage: Eukaryota; Viridiplantae; Streptophyta; Magnoliopsida; Magnoliales; Magnoliaceae
Product: ferredoxin-thioredoxin reductase subunit A1, chloroplastic-like
Exons: 1
Coding region: 35-676 (213 amino acids)
Biological process (GO): photosynthesis
Source: RefSeq, a predicted model, not a curated record
UCCCCUUUCAUUCCGUCCACAAAAAUAAUAUAAAAUGGCUUCCCAUUUCUCCGCCAAUCUCCUUCCAACCCUUCCAAAUCUCUGCAAUCCAACAACCGAAACCACCAAACACCGACGGCCCCAAAAUUACAAUCCCCUCAAAUUCCAAUUCCAGAGCCAUCCAAACAGACCCCAACAGAAAAACAGAGAGAGAGUAGCGAAAAUGCCGACUCUCACCUCAACGUCCUCAUUCUUUAAUCGUCCCACCCUCUCCCCUCCUUCCAAAACCCGCAAUCAAUCCUCCAUCUACAUCAACUCUCCGUCCCGAAUCCCGACGCAGUGCAAAACCGGCUCCAUCUCCUGCAACGUCGCCCUAAAACAGGAUUCCUCUGCCUCAACCACCACCCUCUCAACCUCCUCGCCAUCUCAGGAAUCGGAGGAACCGAUCCCAGCGAGAAUUGGCGCCAAGGUCAGGGUCAAGGUCCCGCUCAAAGUCUACCACGUGCCGAAAGUGCCUGAGAUCGAUCUCUUCAACAUGGAAGGCACGAUGAAGCAGUAUGUCGCACUCUGGAAAGGGAAGCGCAUCUCGGCGAACCUCCCUUUCAAGGUCGAGUUCAUCACAAGUGUUGAAGGUCGCGAUGAGCCUGUCAAGUUCGCCGCGCAUCUCAAAGAAGAUGAGUUCGAAUACAUUGACUGAAAUUGUAAUGGUCUCAAAUAAACCUCGUUCCCAUAUUACUCUCUUUUUUUUUCUUUUUUCUUUUUUUUUAAUCCAAUGAAAAAAGUGUUUGGUUUGCAGUCCUGCUCACAAUAUUGUAACGUGCAGUGUAAUGUAUAUUAGUGCACGAAAGGGAGAUCAAGUUCAUAAUGACUAAG